AUGCCGGUGUCCACCCCAGCGGAGCUCGGCGGGGCCCAGGUCCUGGCCGGCAUCUCCAGCUGCAACGACAACAUCGCCCGUGACAAGGGCAGCGAACCCACCGCCCGGCCGGCCGCGGCUCGGCCGCCUCCGUCCCCCCGGGCAGAGCCGGGGCCGCGCUGCCAGGCCCGGCCGCCGCGGGGCGGGGGCACCCCGGCUCCGCGCUGCCGGCAGGGACCGGGGCGGCGCUGGCAGCUGCCGGUGGCCCGGCCGCACCUACCCCUGCCGCCUGACCCGGCUCCGGGGGGUGGGGAGCCCCGACACCGCCAGGCCCGCCAGAGCCUGUCCGGACACAGGGGCAGCCGCGGAGGGAGCCCGCCGCCACGGCGAGGGGCAGCGGGGAGCCCCCCGCGGGGUGACGGCGAGCACGGCUGGCUGAGGAGGCGCCCGGCGGGAAUGGGCUCCCUCCCGCCCCGGCCCCGGCGCCGCUCACCUCCUCCCGCCCGCCGGGAGGACCAGCACCGCCGCCUCUCCUCCUCACACUACGGCCCCGCAGUGGCGGGCGGGCGGGAAGGCGGCGCCUUUCCCGCCGCUGCGACCCGCCCUCUGCGGCCGCUCCACCACCGCCAGCACGGCGGCCGGGCGGGCAGCGGCGCGGCCCCGCGGGGGGUGACAGCACCGGGGUCGGCCGCGGGUGGGGAAAGAGAGGGGCGCUCGGCCCCGGAUCCUGGGCCCUGCGCUACGGUUACAAGCUUCUCGAGCGUGCUUAGUGCCCCCAGCGCCCCCAGACCCAGCGCCGGGUCCCGCCGACACAGCGCGAGGAUGUCGUCGGUCCCCAGGCGAGCUGACGGCCCGGAGGGCGAAACCCACCUCUCCUCCUGGGCCCUGCCCGGCCUCGGCGGCUCCGGCCCGCGUUGGUUCGUCAGCCGUGACCUUCCCCUGGCGGCAUUUCCUUUAGCUCCCCUGGAGAACGGUGCUGCCGGCCCGCAGCCGGUGCCGGCUGAGCAGGGCCGCAGGUGCACAGAAAACUUACUGCCUCAUUUUCCAAACUGCAUUUUCAGCUCUCAGAUGGUGAGGACUGGAUUGAUACUCCAUGGAAGUCAAUGGAAAGAAAAAAUGGAUCUGAGCGAUUUAGAAAAUUGA
Phalacrocorax carbo (great cormorant) is the source of this 1122-nucleotide messenger RNA. The record is from RefSeq and is a predicted model, not a curated record. NCBI's taxonomy places the organism in Eukaryota, Metazoa, Chordata, Aves, Suliformes, Phalacrocoracidae.